GGGGUGCAAACUUGAUGGCAACACAGAAGAAAUCGUCACUUUCGAGUUGUCGAGGCAAGGAUUUAAGCAAGAUGACGGAUUUGAGCAAGUUGUAUAAAAAGGUCGAACGGAUAAGUAAACGAAUUUUCCACAGUGAGAAGCCUCAAUCGACCUUUGUUCCUUCUGCUCAACAGACCAAUUCUGCUCAAAGUACUAGUUCAAGUAGUACUACCGAUCCACAAAUGCCUCAUCAACCAGUGCUUCUGAAUCCUCCGUAUCCUCCGGUUCAUCCUGGAUUUGGAACCGGGUUUCCACAGUUCUCAUAUCCACAACAUCAGCAGCAAAUACCAAAUCCACCAUAUGGUUGGGCUCUAAAUGCAGCAGCUCUACCUCCGUAUCCAUCAUCUACUGCCUCAUCAUCUUCAGCUUCACAAACUCCAUCAUUUGCUCCUCUAAGCCUUGAUACUGGAUCUGGAAAUGAGACGGCUGGUAGUGGAUUCGAUCAUUUAGCCGUUCAUCACGAUGAUAAUCACGAUGAAAGAGACUAUUUGAUACCAGAUCAACAUGAAAUUAUUGAGCUCCGGAAAGCUCAAUCGGCUAAACUGGAGCAAGGAAAACAACGGGUAAUCAACGAGGUGACAUCACUAAAUCUAAUCACAAAUGACGUCACUGAGCUCAAAAAAUGGUUUGAUGCAAAAUAUCCACAUACACUGGUUAACGAUGCCGCGACGAAUGAAGAAGAAUUGGAGAGAACUGUUCGAAAAUUGGAAGAAAAAUUAAAAAGGUUGAGAGCAAAAAGUGCAAAAGGAGUUCCACCUCCAAGACCGCCACCACCUCGUUCAAUCAGUCAGGAGAACAGUACGGGUCCAUGGAUUUGUGAUCGUUGUUCCAGAGAGAAUAACUCCAAUUCGUAUCGCUGUCAUCAUUGUCAGCUCCCCAGUCGUCGAUUUGAUCCAUCGGAAAUUGAUUUUUGUGGUUGUGAGUAUUGUUCCACAGCUAAUUCCACUGCCUAAACAGCUUCGAUAUUGAUCGAACAGUCAUUUUGCUUCGGAAAUUCGGAUUUUUUCGCUCUAAAAUGACAGGAAAAGUCUAACAAUUACAAUUAUAACUGUUUUAAAAAAAUCCAAAAAUUUUUUGGAAAAAUUGAAAAAAAAUCAUAAUAAAUUUAGGAAAAUUCUAUAAAUUUUUUACCGUUAUAUUCUGUGUCUUCAGACUAUAUUCUGUCAAAUUUUACAAAAAAACCCAUUAUUCCGCCUGUAACCUUAAAAAAAUGCAAAGGUCAAUAUCGAAUCAUGUUCUAAUGUAAUAAUAGUUUUUAACCGAAGGUUGUGUUUUUAUUGUAUAUAUAUUUUUUCUUGAUUUUUCUUGAUUUUGUGUUCAAACUUUUCUUAUUUUUCAAUGAAAUCCUCGAUUUUUG
Molecule: messenger RNA, 1396 nt
Organism: Caenorhabditis elegans
Lineage: Eukaryota; Metazoa; Nematoda; Chromadorea; Rhabditida; Rhabditidae
Gene: Y119C1A.1
Product: RanBP2-type domain-containing protein
Exons: 5
Coding region: 15-992 (325 amino acids)
Source: RefSeq, marked reviewed